This is a messenger RNA of Dibothriocephalus latus, 393 nucleotides long. The record is from the annotation of a GenBank genome assembly. NCBI's taxonomy places the organism in Eukaryota, Metazoa, Platyhelminthes, Cestoda, Diphyllobothriidea, Diphyllobothriidae.
AUGUGCUCACAAAAAACCCAAAAAAACAUUUUUCUGAGGUUCCUCGGUUCAUUUUUUCAUGCAUUCGCCAACAGGUUGAUCCACCUUGGUCAACAAAAUGGUGACCGCCGAAAGUGGAUCCAUCUCUUUGAAACCGUUAAUGCUAUAUUCUUCUUCGCAUCUUUAACGGACUUCAUAGAAUCUGGCAGCACAGCUCAGUUUAAGAGUAAGAUGGAUGAAAGUCUCGACUUUUUCCUGUUUCUGCUAAACUCAGUCUGUCUCUCGAAGAAGGAUAUAAUUAUCUUUUUUACGAAGAUGGACCUACUGCCAGAGGUCUUUGAGAAGACGUCGGUGCAAUCAGUUUACGAAAAUUAUGAAGGCAUUUAUACGGCAAAUGUUGGAAAACCCCUCUAA